UGAACUUCUGAAUCUAAUCAGGGAUUGACAAUUUUGUAAUAUUCAGAGAGGAUUUGUUCCAGAAAGGAAAAGUGCUGAUGUCCUAGCUGUUUUUAUGGAGAGCUGGGCUGGAUGCAGAGUUCAGAUGUAGAAAAUCCUUGAUGAUGCUGAUGAUGAUGAAGACCAUGUUGCUGCUGAUCUCAGUACUCCUAAUUCAGGCUCUUCAUUCCCAGGGCAGACCGGCCACCCAAGAUGAGAUGUUAGCCCUGGUCGAGCUGACGCCGUACACUUUGUAUCCGGGGGACAAACUGGAGCUGAGCUGUAAAGGUAUCGAGGAGAUACAGGAAGUGACCUGGACUAAGGACCACGUUCCCCUGGUUGACGGAGAGCACACCCGCCUGCGCAACCAUCAGAUGGAGAUUGAAACAGUAGAGCCGGCCGACUCUGGUCUGUAUGCUUGCUUUGCUCAGGGACCCAACAGCAACCAUACAGAUUACUUCAAUGUCAACGUUACAGAUGGAUUGGCUUCCUCAGAAGACGAUGAAGAAGAUGAGUCUUCCUCAGAGGAGGCCAAGCUAUCAAGUGACCAGAAACUGCUUCCAAUGGCACCUGUCUGGGCUCAGCCUGAUCAGAUGGAGAAGAAGCUCCACGCUGUGCCCGCCAGCAAAACCGUUAAAUUCCGUUGUCGGGCAAAUGGUAACCCUACACCAACACUCAAAUGGCUCAAGAACAGCAAAGAGUUUAAGAAAGACCAGCGAAUAGGAGGCUAUAAGGUUCGAGAGCGCAUGUGGACCAUCAUAAUGGAGUCGGUGGUACCGUCAGACAAAGGCAACUACACCUGCCUGGUGGAAAACAAAUACGGCAGCAUCAAUCACACCUACCAGCUGGACGUAGUCGAGCGUUCACCGCACAGGCCGAUUCUUCAGGCGGGGUUGCCUGCUAACCGUACAGUAGUGGUGGGGAGUGAUGUGGAGUUUGAAUGUAAAGUCUUCAGCGAUCCUCAGCCACACAUCCAGUGGCUGAAGCACAUCGUGGUCAACGGAAGUAGAUUUGGCCCUGAUGGACUGCCAUAUGUUCGGAUCUUAAAGGUAAAAAAGGACUCCAGCUCAUCUAUGCACUCGGGUAGGAUGCUGGUCCGGCCCUCGCGUCUGUCCUCCAGCGGCUCCCCUAUGCUGUCAGGGGUCUCCGAAUAUGAACUGCCCCAGGACUCACGCUGGGAGGUGGCCAGAGACAGGCUGGUUCUCGGGAAGCCGCUUGGCGAGGGCUGCUUUGGGCAGGUGAUGAUGGCCGAGGCUAUCGGGAUGGAUAAAGACAAACCCAGUCGUAUCACCAAAGUGGCUGUCAAGAUGCUCAAAUCCGACGCCACAGAGAAGGACCUGUCAGACCUCAUCUCCGAGAUGGAAAUGAUGAAGAUUAUUGGCAAACACAAGAACAUCAUCAACUUACUGGGGGCCUGCACACAAGAUGGUCCUCUCUACGUCAUUGUGGAGUUUGCUUCAAAGGGCAAUCUGAGGGAGUAUCUGCGUGUGCGUCGUCCGCUUGGGAUGGAGUACUGCUACAACCCCGACCAGGUGCCUGUGGAGAACAUGUCAAUCAAAGACCUGGUGUCCUGCGCCUACCAGGUGGCACGUGGCAUGGAAUACCUCGCAUCCAAGAAGUGUAUUCAUAGAGACUUGGCUGCCCGUAAUGUCCUGGUAACUGAAGAUAACGUUAUGAAGAUAGCAGACUUUGGCCUGGCCAGAGACAUCCAUCAUAUUGAUUACUACAAGAAGACCACCAAUGGUCGUUUACCAGUGAAAUGGAUGGCGCCUGAAGCUCUGUUCGACCGCAUUUACACCCAUCAGUGUGACGUGUGGUCUUUUGGGGUGUUGCUGUGGGAGAUCUUUACUCUUGGCGGCUCACCGUAUCCAGGUGUCCCUGUCGAGGAGCUCUUUAAACUGCUAAAGGAGGGCCACCGCAUGGACCGCCCCUCCACGUGUACCCACGAACUGUAUAUGAUGAUGAGAGAUUGCUGGCAUGCCGUCCCAUCUCAGAGACCCACGUUCAAACAGCUGGUGGAGGAUCUAGACCGCACCCUCUCUAUGACGUCCAAUCAGGAGUAUCUGGACCUGUCUGUGUCUCUGGACCAGUUUUCUCCAAAUUUCCCCGACACGCGCAGUUCUACGUGCUCUUCCGGUGAAGACUCUGUGUUCUCCCAUGACCCCGGUGCUGAUGAGCCCUGCCUGCCCAAAUUCCCCCCUCAUCCCAACCGCGGGGUGGCGUUUAAAAAGCGCUGAGUUCACUCACAUUCAGUUCCUCUCCACUGUGCUACCCGGCUGGACCCAUGAACUCUAGGAGACAAUGCUUUGCCACAUAGCACACUACAGAGCGGCCAAGAGCUGAAGAGCUCGGCAUGGACUUCACAUAAUGAGACGCUAGAUUCACACAGCUGGAAGAGAACAAACUGGGCCUUCACUGACCCCAUUACCUGUCGUUGCUAUAAAGCUACAGGGCACUUGAGCAGAAUGAUACACAUGUGUUUCUCAAGACUCGUCAAUAUGAAAUAUCAUCCUGCCAUCUGUAGUAGAGCAAGCCUUGAAGACGUUACCGUCAUCGAAUGAGGAACAGCUUGAUGGAUGCUGGGAGUGUUUAUAUAAUAACGAAGACCUUUCUUUUGACCAAAUUCGUAAGAAAAUGUAUUCCACUAAAAGCUCUGCCCGAAUGUAUUUUAACAACGGGCACGCAGUUUAUCUGACUGACAGCCUUUCUUGUAAAUACAUCUAGAAAUGUAUAAAUAUGAAUAUAUAUUUACACUCUACCCUUAUUUUUAUUAUACUAUUUGAAUCGUGUUGCUUUUUGUACCAGGAUGCGUUUAUGUAGAACUUUUUGAAGUGUAGCUUUUUUUUUUUUAAAGGGACAGUGAAAAACGUCCAUGAGAAUUGUAGAUGAAAUUAUAUUAUUAAGAGCUGAUAGAUGGCCAGUUUUGUUACUAAAUGUUGUUGUCCUCUCUCGUUGAUGCAGCUUGGCAGAAGUGGCUCAGAACUGCUGCUAUCUUCCUGAUGGUACUCAGUACAGCGUCAGACUUAAGCUAUAAUAUAUGAAUUGAAAAGGUCCGCGUCUUAAGCAAGUCGAUGCAUUUUUUUGAAAGAUCAAAGGAAAAAAAUGAAAUUCUCGAUGAACACAAAUAUAUCAAUCACCUAAAAUGUACCUCAGAGAGAUGCUAUAAAUGUUUAGCUUCAUGUAAUGAGAUGACCGUAUGUUAAAACAAUGGUCGAAUAUG
This is a messenger RNA of Sinocyclocheilus grahami, 3238 nucleotides long. RefSeq names its product fibroblast growth factor receptor 1-A-like. Gene Ontology annotation, molecular function: fibroblast growth factor receptor activity; ATP binding; fibroblast growth factor binding. The record is from RefSeq and is a predicted model, not a curated record. Bases 141 to 2255 code for a protein of 704 amino acids. The transcript is spliced from 16 exons. Gene Ontology annotation, biological process: positive regulation of cell population proliferation; positive regulation of cell differentiation; protein phosphorylation. Gene Ontology annotation, cellular component: plasma membrane; signaling receptor complex. NCBI's taxonomy places the organism in Eukaryota, Metazoa, Chordata, Actinopteri, Cypriniformes, Cyprinidae.